ACUCUCACACUUCGUCAAAGAUUGCCAGCUGCCCCGAGCAUUCACCAUCAGAGGUAUCCCAGCAUUUUGAAUGAUAUGACGACUCCCGCCAAGACGUCUUCGGCUCCGCGUCAGCGUCUGAGAGAGCUCUUGCCAUUCGUCAAAGUUGGACGAUACCCCACAGGCAGACACAAUAGCAUUACCGAUGUCCCCGGUCUCCUUGUUCAUACUGAGUCCAUCCGUAAGCCCAACUCGGUGGACGAGACGACGGGAAAGAAACAGCUCGCUCAGAAUACCGGCGUCACCGUCAUUCUGCCACGGAAGAAUUGGUUUGAAAAGGGAUGUUAUGCCGGAAUCUUUCGCUUCAAUGGGUCGGGCGAGAUGACGGGAUCUCACUGGCUGGAAGAGACUGGCCUGCUGCACUCCCCCGUGGUCAUUACUAACUCGUUUGCGAUUGGUCCUUGUUACAGUGGAAUCUAUCAAUACGCGCUCAAGCACUACCCUCCGAACGAGGAACACGGUGUCGAUUGGUUCCUGUUGCCCGUUGUUGGCGAAACAUUCGACGGGUUCUGCAGUGAUAUAGCCGCCAUGCCCGUCACGCCAGACAUGACGGUUCGCGGCAUCGAGAACGCCACGAGUGAUCCUGUCAAGGAGGGAUGUACAGGCGGAGGAACCGGCAUGAUGUGCUGCGGUUUCAAGGCUGGCACCGGGACUGCCUCUCGAAUCAUCAAAGGUUCAGAGAAUGGUCAAACGGUGGAAUAUACCAUCGCUGCAUUGGUCCAGAGCAAUUUCGGGAAGAUGGACAACCUCACAUUCUGUGGAGUUCCCAUCGGUCGACUUCAUCUUCAAGAAGUCGCUUCGAGAUGGAAAGAGACUGGCGAACCAGAGCCGAAAUUCGUCGAUCCCAGACCUAAAGAAGGAAGUAUCAUCGUGGUCAUCGCUACGUCGGCCCCUCUGAAUCCGGUCCAACUUCAACGACUGGCAAAAAGAGCUACCUCAGGCGUAUCAAGAGUCGGCGGCUGGGGAUCCAACUCUUCUGGAGAUAUCUUCCUGGCAUUCUCAACAGGCGUCGAAUUGGAGCGAGACCCGCCUGUUUCCCUCUGGGCUCCUACCGCAGAACAGGGCGGUCCAGUUGCGUACGACGUCAGUCUGAAUGCUCUAUUGGAAGCUUCCGCAGAUGUCACCGAGGAGGCUAUCAUGAACAGUCUGUGUAUGGCAGAGACGACUGUGGGUCCAGGUGGACGGGUGGCGCAUGCUUUGGAUCUCGAUUGGGUGAAGAAAACCAUGGAAAAGCAUUACGUCGAUGCGCCAUAUUUGGAGGUCAAGUAGAUAGCUUGUAAGCCAAGAAUGUAUCUUGUUAUCAAGAGCAGUGCGUCAGGUCAGGUA
Messenger RNA from Kockovaella imperatae, 1365 nucleotides. Its product is annotated as peptidase family T4. NCBI's taxonomy places the organism in Eukaryota, Fungi, Basidiomycota, Tremellomycetes, Tremellales, Cuniculitremaceae. The transcript is spliced from 4 exons. The record is from RefSeq and is a predicted model, not a curated record. The coding region runs from base 76 to 1308 and encodes 410 amino acids. Gene Ontology annotation, molecular function: aminopeptidase activity.